UUGAAAGUGGCAUUCAAUUGUUACCGGAAGUCUAUUCAAUCAAAAGGGUUAUUUCCGCUUCCGCUGGGGGAAGGAAAGAGCGAAAAAUAGCAGGAGGAGGAGAAGGAGGGUCAGAGACGGUAAAGAUGGGGGCGCAUUUAGCUCGCCGGUAUCUCUGGGACGCAGAAGUGGAGCCGGAGCCGUCGAACAUGCCCGCCUUCGAUCCCCUGUAUGGCUUCCCUGAGCGCAAGGAACGCGCUGUUAAAGACACAAGAACCCUGUUUUUCCCUAAUGCCAACCUUAAACCCAAAGCCUAGGCUGCCAUCCUGUACCCACUUACCUGGAAUGAUGAUAGCAACACAGCAGCAGAUGAAUGAUGCCCAGCUUCCUAUGAAAGACCGGGAUUAUUGUGCCCACUAUCUCAUUAAGUUUUUGAAGUGCAAACGUGACAAAUUUCCAAAUAUCUUUGCAUGCAAACAUGAGCGUCAUGACUGGGAUUACUGUGAACACCUGGACUAUGUCAUGCGCAUGAAGGAAUUUGAACGGGAGAGGCGCUUGCUGACUCGGAAGAAGCGCAUUGAACAAAAGGAAAAAGCAGCAGCUGCAGCAGCAUCUUAACUAGCUUCAGUGUGCCUCUCUUCCACAAGAGGCUUGUGGAAUCUGCCGGGUCUGUUAUGUGGAAAAUAAUAAAGACAUUAUCCUGUGGUUUGCCUGAAAUUAUAUGAAAUAAACUGCACUUGAACAUUUA
Molecule: messenger RNA, 727 nt
Organism: Rhineura floridana
Lineage: Eukaryota; Metazoa; Chordata; Lepidosauria; Squamata; Rhineuridae
Gene: NDUFB7
Product: NADH:ubiquinone oxidoreductase subunit B7
Exons: 4
Coding region: 211-597 (128 amino acids)
Cellular component (GO): mitochondrion
Source: RefSeq, a predicted model, not a curated record